Molecule: messenger RNA, 1305 nt
Organism: Lycium ferocissimum
Lineage: Eukaryota; Viridiplantae; Streptophyta; Magnoliopsida; Solanales; Solanaceae
Product: bifunctional nitrilase/nitrile hydratase NIT4B
Exons: 5
Coding region: 32-1087 (351 amino acids)
Biological process (GO): detoxification of nitrogen compound
Molecular function (GO): nitrilase activity; nitrile hydratase activity
Source: RefSeq, a predicted model, not a curated record
CAUCUGCAAAUUGAGAAGCACACAAGGAAUUAUGGCUUUGGUCCAAACCCAAACAGUGAACGAAGGGCCAUUGUUUGCUGAAGUGGAAAUGGCAGGUGAUUCUUCUGCCCCAACUGUCCGUGCCACAGUAGUUCAGGCCUCCACAAUCUUCUAUGACACCCCUGCUACUCUUGAUAAGGCUGAGAGGCUGCUUGCCGAAGCGGCUUCUUAUGGUUCUCAGCUGGUGGUGUUUCCUGAAGCAUUUAUUGGUGGUUAUCCACGUGGAUCAACAUUUGGUGUCUCAAUUGGGAAUCGGACAGCCAAAGGGAAGGAGGAGUUUCGCAAAUAUCUGGCUUCGGCCAUUGAUGUGCCAGGUCCUGAGGUUGAUCGUCUGGCAGCAAUGGCUGGAAAAUACAAGGUGUACUUGGUGAUGGGUGUUAUUGAGAGAGAUGGAUACACACUAUAUUGCACAGUGCUUUUCUUCGACUCUCAGGGUCACUACCUUGGAAAGCAUCGUAAGCUAAUGCCAACAGCAUUGGAACGGAUACUCUGGGGUUUCGGGGAUGGAUCAACAAUUCCAGUUUAUGACACUCCAAUUGGAAAAAUUGGUGCUGCAAUAUGUUGGGAGAACAAAAUGCCACUUCUAAGGACCGCUAUGUAUGCUAAAGGCAUUGAGAUAUAUUGUGCACCUACAGCUGAUUCUAGGGAAGUGUGGCAGGCAUCGAUGACUCACAUCGCCUUGGAAGGCGGUUGUUUUGUUUUAUCGGCCAAUCAGUUCUGUAGAAGGAAAGAUUAUCCACCUCCACCGGAAUAUGUUUUUUCCGGCACAGAAGAUGACCUUACACCAGAUUCCGUUGUUUGUGCUGGUGGUAGUGUAAUUAUAUCACCAUCAGGGGCUGUUCUGGCAGGACCAAAUUAUGAAGGGGAGGCACUCAUCUCAGCUGAUCUAGAUCUGGGAGAAAUAGCGCGAGCCAAGUUUGAUUUCGAUGUGGUUGGGCACUAUGCGAGACCUGAAUUUCUUAGCUUGAUCGUGAGGGAUCAUCCGGUGUGCCCUGUUAGUUUCACUUCUACAUCUAGUACUAGCAAGGCAGAGAGCUCUCCCAAAUGAAGACGGCCUUGUCACCAUAGCAUCUACUAUGUUAGAGAGCCGUCCCGAAUAAUCAGAACCUCUUGGCUGAUCGUGUAAGCUCGAGGUGACAAAAUUGCCACCUCUAUCAGCAAAGGUUGUAUAGUAGUCCUUUUGUUCUAUAACUCAAUGUGUUUUAACUGUAUGAGAAACAUGUUGAUAUUCAGUCCUGGUUAAUGAAAAUCCAGUCUGUUGUUUCU